This is a messenger RNA of Cimex lectularius (bed bug), 4171 nucleotides long. RefSeq names its product contactin (gene Cont). The transcript is spliced from 23 exons. Gene Ontology annotation, molecular function: protein binding. The record is from RefSeq and is a predicted model, not a curated record. Gene Ontology annotation, biological process: cell-cell adhesion. Lineage: Eukaryota; Metazoa; Arthropoda; Insecta; Hemiptera; Cimicidae. Bases 234 to 3896 code for a protein of 1220 amino acids.
ACCAAGUAGGCGUGUCACUUUCAAAGAAUCUCGUUAAUGUUUUGUAUUGUGUUUCUGUUCAUUUCACAAGGCCCGAUGACUUUGUUUUAAAACCACGAACUUAUUUAGCUUUUAGUUUUUUUUUCUUUUUAAGUUUAUUAUAAAAUAAAUUUUAUAAAAGUCCUUUCGAAAAGAGGAACCCGUAAUUUAAAAUUGAUGGAAUAAACAAAUCGAGUCAAAACGCUGUGUGAGUCAUGAAGGUGGUUCUCGUCUUAUUUCUGGCCUUCUUCCCCGUUUUCCUCUGUCAGAAAUACAACUCGGAUCCCCAGGAAUGGAAAUGCCCCAGGCAUUGGUAUCAGUUUCAGAGCUCAUGCUACAGAUUCAUCAAAUCACCACUUCGCUCCAGAAACGACGCCAGGAAAAACUGUCAGGCCUAUGAAGCUGACCUUGUGAGCAUCAGUUCUUCUGAAGAGCAUGGGUUUUUGGUUCAUCAGCUGUUAUGGCAAGACCCUCAACAUCGUAGGUGGUAUGUCGGAGGGAGACAGCAAAGCCCCGACUAUUGGGUCAAUGAUGGAGACGGUACCAACAUGGCUGAUUUGGAAAAUGCUUUCUUCAUAUCUACAGAUUACGUCUCAGUUCAAAAGGAGUAUUUAACAUAUAGAUUUUCGAAUGAAAUAAAACGCUGGGGAUUUGAACCGGUUAUGGGAGAUGAACCACUGCUAUACAUAUGUGAGGUCCCUGUUACAAAACUGCAUUACUUAGUUGUUGACGAUAGAACUCAUGAGUAUGGAAUCGAUGUGGUGGACCCUGAAAAAGUCCCAGUUGGUCCUCACUUUAUAAAACAGCCAGAGAACAUUGUUUACGAUACGGCCAAAAUCUCUACUAACAGCUAUGUCACAUUAAGUUGCCUUGCAAACGGAUAUCCAACACCUACUUAUGAAUGGUUCAAAGAAAAGCCUGAAUUGGUAAAAUCUGUCUUCCAGAAACUUGAUCCAUUAAAAAAUUCCAAAUAUACAAUUAGCGGUGGUUCUUUGAUCAUACAUCAACCUGAUCAGACAUUGGACAGAGGGAAUUAUCACUGCAAAGCUAGCAACAAAUAUGGAUCUAUUAUCUCUGAAACAGUAGAACUUGCAUUUGGAAGUAUCGGCGAAUUUAAUUUAAAACGUUCUGCUGAAUCUGGACAAGAAAAUUGGGGUAAAACAAUGUUCUGUGACCCACCCCCUCAUUACACGGACGUCAAGUAUUACUGGGCCAGGGAUUAUUUUCCGAAUUUCGUUGAAGAAGACAAAAGGGUUUUUGUGUCGUACGAUGGCGCUUUAUAUUUUUCUGCUCUAGAAAACAUAGAUAAAGGAAACUACAGUUGUAAUGUUCAAAGUAAAGUGUCUGAUACGGGGAGAAAUGGCCCGUUCUUCCAUCUUAAUGUUAUAAGCAACUCCAAUUUUCAACAACUAAAAUUUCCAAAUAACUUUCCAAAAGCCUUCCCGGAGGCUCCAGUUGCAGGGAAAGAAGUGAGAUUAGAGUGCAUUGUAUAUGGAUAUCCCAUCCCCUCAUAUAACUGGACAAGGAGAGGAUCUGUGCUUCCGAAGCAAGCUCAGUUUCAAAGCUAUAACCGUGUAUUGAUAAUACCAAAUGUUCAAGUAGAAGACCAGGGAGAAUACGUUUGUCGAGUGUACAACGAUCGAUCGGAGAUUGAAAACAGCGUACAUCUAACAAUUCAAGCUGAGCCAAAUUUCACAAUUCCUUUAACCGACAAGCAUUUAGAUAACCAUGGUGACCUCACCUGGACAUGUGAAGCAUUUGGCAUCCCUGAUGUAACAUACAGUUGGUGGAAGAAUGGAGAACCUUUAGAUGAGGAUCAUUUAUCAGAUUUAGAUAAAGAAAGAUAUAUUAUACAGGAUAAUGUUUUAACUAUAAAAUAUUUAGAUCUUGAAAGAGAUCCAGGAAUGUACCAGUGCCAGGCAAAAAAUGUUUUAAAAACUGCAUUGUCUUCAGCACAGCUAAGAGUGUUAUCAUUUGCUCCUACUUUUAAAAAGAAGCCAUUGGAGCCUGAAACCUAUGCAGCUGAAGGUGGAAACAUUACCGUUAUUUGUAAUCCCGAGGCUGCCCCAAGGCCCAAGUUCACUUGGAAAAAAGACAACAACGUAAUUGGCUCUGGCGGGCGAAGGAGAAUCUUGGACAAUGGAAAUUUGGUUAUUUCACCAGUUUCACGAGAUGACGAUGGUUUAUAUACAUGCAUAGCACAAAACACUUAUGGAAGUGAUGAAAGUUCAGGAAGACUUAUUAUAAUGAAGGGCCCUACAUUGAUAGAAAAACUACCUCCAAAAAUUACAACCACGACUGGGAAAAAUAUCUAUCUGUAUUGUUCUGCAUCAUCCGAAGAAAUUUUAGAUAUAGCCUACAUUUGGACACAUAAUGGGAUGCUGAUUAUCAAUUCUUACCACACAAACGUUAAAGUUAAAGUGGAAGGUGGUCAAUUAAAUAUAUACAAUGUAACGUUUUCCGAGGCUGGUGAAUAUGAAUGUGUUGUAAAAACUGCUGUUGGGAAAAUUUCAACAAAGACAACACUGACUGUUGAAGGCCCUCCAGGACCACCAGGGGGUGUACAAGUAAUCAGCACAAAUACCGUUAGUGCUGUCUUGCAAUGGACUGAUGGCUCAGAUCAUGGAAGGGAAGUAUUGUACUACCAAAUUUCAGGGAGAACACAGUACAAUCAAACUUGGACCAUCCUUGAGAGAAGUACAAGAGGGAGGGAGAUUGAUCGUUACAAUGGCAGAAAAGAAGCGAGCGUCAGUAAUUUAACACCUUAUUCUCAAUAUGAAUUCAGAGUCCAAGCAGUGAAUGCUUUAGGCAUUGGUCAGCCAUCAUUACCUUCUCCUAAGUACAGCACGCUUAAUGACAAACCGUACAAAGCUCCAGAAAAGAUAAGUGGAGGCGGAGGAAAGAUUGGCGACCUUAUUAUCACUUGGGAGCCAAUGCCUCCCCAACACCAAAAUGGGCCUGGAAUUUACUACAAGAUCUUUUGGCGUCGUCACAACAGUUCAGAAACUGAAUUUCAGUUUGAAGUGCUUAAUCAUCAAGGAAAUGUAGGUGUCGCCGUGAUCAGGAUUCCCUUCGAAUAUUAUUAUACUCUGUAUGAUAUUAAAGUUCAGGCUGCAAACAAUUUUGGUUAUGGACCUGAAUCAAAUAUCACAACAAUAUACUCAGCCGAGGAUAUGCCACAGGUAGCACCACAACAAGUUUACGCCCUCGCCUAUAACUCGACGGCUGUAAAUGUCACGUGGAAACCUAUUGAUAACACUAGAGAAAAAGUCAGAGGAAAAUUAAUCGGCCACAGGCUCAAAUAUUGGAUGUCCAAAAACGAAGAGAGUGAUGCUGUGUACUAUUUAAGCCGUAGUACCAGACCUUGGGCAUUAAUUAAAGGCUUGCAGCCAAAUACGUACUAUUACGUUAAAGUUAUGGCUUACAACUCAGCUGGAGAGGGUCCUGAAAGUGAAAGAUACUUGGAGAAAACAUUCAGAAAUGCUCCACAGAAACCCCCAUCUUCAGUUAAUAUAUUUGCCAUUGAUCCAUCAACAGUGAGAGUUGUCUGGCGAUAUGUUCAGCCCACCAAUGAAGAAGAGCCAUUAAUUGGAUUCAAGGUGAGAGUUUGGGAGGUGGAUUUGGAUAUGAGUACAGCAAAUGACACCAUAAUCUAUGUCGAUUCAAAAUUGGAGGCAUAUGUGAGAAACCUCUCUCCAGGGAAGACGUACAACAUGAGGGUGUUGGCAUUUAGCAAUGGAGGAGAUGGCCGUAUGUCGUCUCCGGCAUUUACAUUUAAAAUGGGUGAUGACACAAUACUACGAAGUGCGGCCAGUACCUGCACUUAUUUUGCCUCACUCGUUGUUUCACUUCUUGUGAUAUUUUUCCGUCCAUAUUAAUUAAUUGUUACAUGUUACUUACUAAAAUUUAUGUAGUAUUUGGCACAAGUCAAAGACUGGCUAAAUGUAUGAGAUUUUUCUUUUUUUAAGAUAGAGCACUGGUUUGUUCAUACAAUUUUACAUUUUCUUAUAGAGCUCAUGGUCCAAAGUAAUUUUUUAAAAAUAAUGUUAAUAAUGUUCAAACUUGUACAUAAAGCAAUACAACUCUUGAUCAUGUAUCAAGGCUGAUCAUGUAUAAAUAUGAAGACACUAUAAAUGCCUCAUACUUUUUAAUA